UACAAAACGUAACAUUUCCGCUUCCGGUAGCGCAGUAUCCUUCUCGGGCAGGAGAAAUGUUGUCCCGAUUACCGCGGCUGGGGCUUGCGUUGCCCCGGUCGGUUUCUGUCCUUUCGACCCGCUUCGUGUCGCAGUCCAAGGCGGACAGCGCCAUCUCCUCCACGGCUGUGACGGAUCCGUACGAGCCCGUGAAUCAGUCCGGACACGGCGAGGUCAGCCCGUUCGCCAAGAAUCCAGAUUUCCAUGGCUUCUCCACCGAUCCUGCAGAGGAUGAGAGGAACAUGAAGGUGGGCUUCUUCCUGGGCAUCUCUGUGGCUCUUGUUAUUGGAGGAACCUUUAUCCACUAUUUACCAGACCAUGGGAUGCGGAAGUGGGCCAGAAGGGAAGCAGAACGACUCAUUCGGCUCAGGGAGAAAGACGGUCUGCCGCUCAUCCAGGAAAAUUACUACGACGCCAGCAAAAUCAUCCUGCCCUCCUCCAACGAGGACUGACCCCUCCUGCACUGUCCCACUCUAUUUCAUGGUUGUUGUAAAUCACUGAUUAAAUAAACUAUGUUCUCAUUGGA
This is a messenger RNA of Xiphophorus couchianus (Monterrey platyfish), 565 nucleotides long. It is a transcript of the gene ndufb11, whose product is annotated as NADH:ubiquinone oxidoreductase subunit B11. Gene Ontology annotation, cellular component: respiratory chain complex I. NCBI's taxonomy places the organism in Eukaryota, Metazoa, Chordata, Actinopteri, Cyprinodontiformes, Poeciliidae. The transcript has 3 exons. The coding region runs from base 57 to 491 and encodes 144 amino acids. The record is from RefSeq and is a predicted model, not a curated record.